GGCCGACCAGGCGCAGUGGAGGCUGAGCAGCGGCGAGGCGGUCUCGCGUGCGGUGGGGGCGUGUCGGCGGGAAGGCGCGUGGCGGGAGCUUGCGGAGCCGGCCCGCGUGAGCACGCCUUCGUUCCGCACAGAGUCCUACUGUUCCCGACCCCCUGGGAUUUCUCUUCCCGAGGUGGCCAUGGAUGCUUCGACUCUGCCCCCCACACCCUCUUCUCCGAGGUGCAGCCCAGCCCCCCGGACAAUCCACAUUGAGUUCCCUCAUCAUAGCUCUUCGCUGCUGGAAUCCCUGAACCGCCACAGGCUGGAGGGGAAGUUCUGUGAUGUGUCGCUCCUGGUUCAGGGCCGGGAACUUAGGGCUCACAAAGCGGUGUUGGCUGCUGCUUCUCCUUACUUCCAUGACAAGCUGCUUUUGGGGGAUGCGCCCCGACUCACUUUACCGAGUGUCAUUGAGGCAGAUGCCUUCGAGGGACUGCUGCAGCUCAUUUACUCAGGGCGCCUCCGUCUGCCCCUGGAUGCGCUCCCUGCCCAUCUCCUUGUAGCCAGUGGCCUGCAGAUGUGGCAGGUAGUAGAUCAGUGCUCAGAGAUUCUUCGAGAACUUGAAACCUCAGGUGGUGGGAUAUCAGCUGGUGGAGGAGCCUCCUACCACACACUUCUUUCCACAACAUCUUCAGGAGGCUGGUGCAUUCGCUCUUCCCCUUUCCAGAACCCAGCUCAGCCCUCUGCUUCUACAGAGAAUUCUGCUUCUACUGAGAGCCCCAUUGGAGGGGAGGCGAGUGAACUAGAAGAAGUGUUACAGAUUCAGGUGAAAGAAGAAGAGGAGGAACAGGGGUCAGCAGCCCCACUCUUUCAGACUCCUCAACCUCAGAGAAUAUCAGGAGGGUUUUCCCAAGCUUGUGGAUCACACCCACUGCCUACAUCUGCUCUUCCCAGCAAGCCCCCAGAGGAUGAGAGUUCAACCCUUGAGCCUCCUGCCCCUCCUGUACGAGCUCCCCAAGUCUUAUAUGUUAAUCAGGAACCCCUUGAGUCUAAGGAGGAGACGUCAGGAGGUAGGACUCCGUCUGGAGGAGCGAAGGAGAAGACCAAAGCACUCUCUGGAGGGGACUCUGAGGGAAAUGAGGAGCUAAGAUACUUGCUGUCCUCAGGAGGAGGGGAAACAUCUGGGGCAGGAGAUCCAUCCUGGAAACCAGUGGAUCUUCAUGGGAAUGAAAUCCUGUCAGGGGGUGGAGGACCUGGAGGAUCAGGGCAAGCUGUGCAUGGGCCUGUGAAGCUAGGAGGGACACCCCCUGCAGAUGGAAAAUGCUUUGGCUGCCUGUGUGGAAAACGGUUUGCAGUAAAGCCAAAACGAGACCGGCACAUCAUGUUGACCUUCAGCCUCCGCCCUUUUGGAUGCGGCGUCUGUAAUAAACGCUUCAAGUUGAAGCACCAUCUGACUGAGCACAUGAAGACCCAUGCUAGAGCUCUGCAUGCGUGUCCCCAUUGUGGCCGUCGGUUUCGUGUCCAUGCCUUUUACCUUCGCCACCGGGACUUAUGCAAGGGCCAGGGCUGGGCCGCCGCCCACUGGACUUACAAAUGACUGCUCAUGCUCUGUACUGACUUCUAGGGCCAGGGCUGGGCCGCCGCCCACUGGACUUACAAAUGACUGCUCAUGCUCUGUACUGACUUCUAGGGUAAGACAGGGACUGCUGCUGAUGGAGUCUUACCCUUCCCCACGUCAGUCCUGGACUGUGUAGGCAUUCCAAGAGAUUAUAUAUGUUAUGAACCCCUGACUCUUGGCUAUGGGCCUCACCCUGGUGUACUUGGAAGUUCAGGUUUCUCAGUCCAGCUAUUUGUUAAGCAGACUGUAGGAAAGUCAUACUUUUGAUCACGUAACCUAAAUGACCCUUUUUGUGUUGUUAGCCAGUGAGGAAACCACUGACUUCCUACAGGUUAGUGGGAGAAGAGCUGGGACAAGAUGACCCAGAAACUUUGACUUCAUCUUCCCCAGGAGGUCAGGGAGCUGGUGUCCAGCUACGGAUGUGUUUGAUUCAGAGCUCAAGUAAUUGCCACACUAAGCUCUGAGCGUCCUCCCCCACACUGUCAGCCGCUCUGUUUCUAUACUUCUUUUUGCUCCUUCUUUCUAGAAGCUUUUUAGGUUGUACUUUGCUUUCUCACCAGUAGACACCUUCCCAAGUAUCCUGUUAAAAAUGUACUUGAGUAUGCGACAAGUAUGGUGGUGCACACACAUUUAAUCCCGCCACUUGGGAGGCAAGGGCAGACAGAUCUCUGUGAGCUCCAGACCAACCCAGGUACCAUAGUUAUCCAACAUGACAAGUUUCAGGCCAGUCAGGGCUACACAGUGAGACCUGGUCUUAAAAAAAAAAGUACUUGAGCACUUUAAUGCAUUGAGCAUUUCAUAUGUGAUUCCAAAGCCCCUAAGAGGCCCUUUCCUCAACAGCCUUUGCUCUUGUCUACCUUGGACUACCACUGACAACUUGCUUAUGAUCACAGUGACAAACGUGACCAGUGAACUCAGGAGAUGGCAACUGAUCUAAAAUGCUCUCAGGGUAGCACCAUUGCUCUCUGAGCAAAUUGCCCUGUUUAGAAGGACUCAGGGUUGAGACCACACACGGUGAAUUGUGCAGAAUAACUGUAUGGUGAGACCAUACUGCCUCCUUUUCCAUCCUGCCCACAUUUGCUAGAAACAGCUCCUUUGUAGAGGUGGAGGGGUAGAUACUAGAAUGGAGGUGAAGGGAGAUUUAAAGUCACUUCAUUUCAUUACUUAAUAAACUCUUCCCUGAAAUCUAAACUGA
Messenger RNA from Peromyscus californicus insignis, 2789 nucleotides. It is a transcript of the gene Zbtb9, whose product is annotated as zinc finger and BTB domain containing 9. Bases 179 to 1573 code for a protein of 464 amino acids. The record is from RefSeq and is a predicted model, not a curated record. The transcript is spliced from 2 exons. Lineage: Eukaryota; Metazoa; Chordata; Mammalia; Rodentia; Cricetidae. Gene Ontology annotation, molecular function: DNA-binding transcription factor activity, RNA polymerase II-specific; RNA polymerase II cis-regulatory region sequence-specific DNA binding; protein binding. Gene Ontology annotation, biological process: regulation of transcription by RNA polymerase II.